GGCGCCGUGACGUGUCAGCCGUUAGGGGCGGGGCCAACGCUCUCCCCGUCCCCUCACCGCCCGCUCCGCCCCGGGGCCGCCGCGGGCCGAGCCGAGCCCCGGGGCCAGGCAUGGGCCUCGUGUUCGCCAAGCUCUGGAGCCUCUUCGGGAACCAAGAGCACAAAGUAAUCAUUGUGGGACUUGAUAAUGCUGGGAAGACUACAAUUCUUUACCAGUUCUUAAUGAAUGAAGUGGUUCAUACUUCUCCAACCAUAGGAAGCAAUGUAGAAGAAAUAGUGGUGAAAAACACCCAUUUCUUAAUGUGGGAUAUUGGAGGACAAGAAUCGUUACGGUCAUCAUGGAAUACCUAUUAUUCGAACACAGAGUUCAUCAUUCUGGUUGUUGACAGCAUUGACAGAGAGCGACUUUCUAUUACAAAAGAGGAACUUUAUAGAAUGCUGGCUCAUGAGGAUUUACGGAAAGCUGCAGUUCUCAUCUUUGCAAACAAGCAGGACAUGAAAGGCUGCAUGACAGCUGCAGAGAUAUCCACAUACCUCACCCUUAGCUCCAUAAAGGAUCACCCAUGGCACAUUCAGUCCUGUUGUGCUUUGACAGGAGAAGGAUUAUGCCAAGGCUUGGAGUGGAUGACCUCCCGUAUUGGAGUGAGAUAGCUUUUUUCCAAAAGAAGAGACUUCUAUUUAUCCUGUGAACAUGUACAUUUUUCUGUACUUCUGGCUGCUGAGCCAGUGACCAUGUUUAAUUUAUAUCAGCCAAUCUCCAAGCUGUACUUGAAUCAAGUGCAGUUGAACUUGAAACACAAAGUAUUUUCUUAACCUUUUUUUAAUACACUAAUCUUCAACUGGAUGGACAUAUAUGAAUCUGUUUUUAAGCAUUUAAAUUCCUCUAUGUAUUCUAACUUUUUCAAUGAUAGCUUUAUAAAAUCUGUUUUGUCAUUGUCAAUAUUUCAUACUUCCUCUUUCUAAAAAGUUUCUAUAACUUACUAACGUAAUAAAUCAACAUAGUUUGUUUAAUAAUGAAAAAGUAGUGAGUAGUUUGACUUUACUCUGGCAUAGUUUUUAGUCUCCAAGGAUAACCACGGGGGACUAAAAACCAUUCAGUUGGGCUUCCUGGAACAUCAGCAGAGUUCUAGCCAGCACUAGUAAAGAAUGCAAAAAUUUAAAUGCUGAAUGAGUUAGUUAUAGUUAAUUAUUAAGGUAGCUUUUAACCUAGUAUAUAAUUGAAUUUCUGCCUUAAAAGAAAUCUGUCCUUCUCAUUUUGUCUGAUAAGUAAUUCUAGGUUAUGACUCUCUUCCUUUCACCUGCAAAUAGAUAUCUGCACAGUGGUUAAAAAAAUUGUUAUUAAGUGUUGGUUUAUUCAUUUAGACUUUGAAUACCAUUUUUAAAAAUAAACCUCGUGGUAAUUAAAUUUGGAAUCAUGGCAGACAGUGUUAUGUGUAAUCUGUUAAAAUUUUAAAUGCUGUACGUACAUGAGCCUUCCUCACCUUUUAUUGAGAGUGCUGUUUUCUAAAUGACUGUAAAAUCAAAAGGGAAGCCAGAUUUAUAAACAGAACAGAAUCAUGGUGCUGUAUCUGUAUGUAUCUGUGAAUUUGAGAAUGAAGCUAACCUUGACCUUAUUUACAUACUAUCAAAUCUAAAUGUUUUUAGAUUCCAUUGCAUGGAAAAUAUUUUGCCUUAUAUUUGUUUUUACUGUUAUUUGCAGGAUUAGAGACCCUUCUGAUUUUGUGGUUUGAGUUACUCAUUCACCUGAAGUUUAUGAACUGGAAGCAGAAAAAGUAGAGAACUUCCAGUUAAAAAAACAGGUGGUAAAAGAUUGGACCUAGUAACUCUUAAUUCAAUUUGAAGAUGAUGUUAGAUCUGGAAAGAGAAUCUGAAACAACAGAUUCUGUGUUAAUAGAGCAUAUUGGACACACACAAUGCAAAUCCAGAGGAGGAAAAAAAAUCAACACUAGGCAUCCAAUUCCGAGUAAAAUCCCGCUAGCAAUGAGAUAUCUAACUUACAUAAAUGCUUAAACUACACAAAAGCACCAUUCUGUGCUUCUGCAUGCCCGAACAACUACAUGGAGCAUGGUCACUAGAAAAAAUUCUAACUGACUAGAGUCCUUUAAUGACAAUGUUUUUGAUGAAUUUUGUUUUAAUAAUUCAAGCACACUGAGUUUUUAAUAAAAUUUUAAGUUUUGUAAAUUUCCAAUAUGAUUCCAUUUUUAUUUGAACAAAGCUUAAUGAAAUGUUAACAAUGCCAUCAAAUAUAAGUGUUAAAAAAGACUUCAAAUACAAGUUGAAUCAAUGAUUGGUUGCUACAUAUUAAUGUUGGCUAGCAAAAGUCACAUUUAGGAGAGACUAUGUUGAGUGUCAAGUCAAAAUGCUCAGAUAGUAAUGCAAACCAAAACUAAUACUUAAAAAGAGAAUGCAAAACAAGGUUAAACUCUGAUACUAAAGCUUAUUGCUGUGAUGUUCAUGCUAACAACUGUUCUAAUUUGUGAAAAUAAGUUUUGUUUUGUUCUUUGGGAAGUAAAUUAUAAAUGAAAAAAUAAAUGAUACUGUGAA
Messenger RNA from Cygnus olor (mute swan), 2543 nucleotides. It is a transcript of the gene ARL5B, whose product is annotated as ADP ribosylation factor like GTPase 5B. The record is from RefSeq and is a predicted model, not a curated record. Gene Ontology annotation, cellular component: trans-Golgi network; cytoplasm. The transcript has 6 exons. Gene Ontology annotation, molecular function: GTP binding; GTPase activity. Bases 111 to 650 code for a protein of 179 amino acids. Gene Ontology annotation, biological process: protein localization to Golgi membrane; vesicle-mediated transport; intracellular protein transport. NCBI's taxonomy places the organism in Eukaryota, Metazoa, Chordata, Aves, Anseriformes, Anatidae.